AUGAGCCAACCAUGGCUCGACAGUCUUUCCGACGACUGGCCGUCGAUGCCAGCAUCGCCGACAAGUCCUGCACCAGCACAACCGCUGCCCUCGUCUCCAAGGGCCAGUCUGCCGGGCACGCCCAGUCGCAUUCCAGUGCCUGCGCGGCGUUCCGAAAAACAAUCACCGGCGGACAAGAAAAAGGUUACCCGGCCCUGUCACUUCCAUAGAAAAGAGCCUCCGACCCCAAAGACUCCCCGAACCCCCAAAACACGGAAACCGCGAUCACCUGCCCCAGAGAAAUCUACGCCCAUCACACCCAGGACGAAGGAGAGCCCCAGGCGCGCCUCUGGUGCGGUUCGCAAAUCUUCUACGAUGGACCAUCGCUCCCCGCUCCGAUCGGUCUCGAAUGCCUCGAACGCCUCGAAAUCAUCCGAAAUCCAGAGCAACAGCACCGUUCAGAUCAAAACAAAGAAAGGGAAAGACAGGCAAGAGGGCACACCGGAAUGGCGCAGGCGCUUGCUGCGGGGAGAAAUCGAGGCGGGCGAACAACGAGAUUUGUUCGCGCCGAUGGGACUCGAAAGUGUUUUCAAGCCGCCGCCACAGAGUUCAUUAACGCAAGACUCCAUUCCAUUUUCGAAACAGGACGAUCAGCUGUGGGAUUUCACCGAUAACACUUCGCGACAAGGCAGAGACGAGGUGGAUAACCGCGAUCAGCAAUUUGAGCCCGAACCAGCGCGCGUCGGUAGCGAGGACGAAGAAGACAAUCACACUGAAGCAGCGUCAGGGACAGUCAAUCGCGCGCCUUGGGGCGGAGAUGCGACAUACGACGCGACUCAGGACCCUGAAGGGUACUCACAAGGGAAUACACAACCACGGACGGCGAGUGGAUUGGAAGACCUUCGCAACGAAGGCAUCACGCCCAUUACAUUCACGCGAAACAAUACAGUUGACGGCACCAAGACGUCCGAGGUCAUCAAGUCUGCGCUGAAGCAGGUCACAAACAAAUUGGAAAGCCUGUCCAUCGAGAACGACAGCCGUCCAGGCUCUCCAGCAAGCGAUAGCUUCCUCUUCUACAACCACAGUGAGCCUCGUCCCGACGCGUCAUCCCGCGACGACAGUUUGCUUGACGUGACAAGCCACUCUCUCCCCCAGGAUCUGUCGAUGGGAACAGUCGACUUCCACCGACGUGGAACUCGCUCCUUCCCUCGACGAUUCUCUCCAUCGCCCUUUCCUUCACAUCGUCUCUCUCCCGCAACCCUCGCCAACUCCAAAAUCCGCAGUUCUCCUCUUUUCAACCCUUCUCAUAGGACUGAUUCCCCCGCUUUACCACGUCCAUCCUCAUCUCACGUUCGACCAUCAACUGCCGGGGACUCGGAAGGGAGAGAGGGCAAGAUGCCAUCUUCAGGGAGUCCGUUGAAGUUGUUUGGUGACCAUGACACAUUCACGAAUAACAGGCUACUUCGGCGCAUGAGUCAAUUUGAGGAAAGCUUCAGUGAUAAUUCAGAAGAAGAGCCACCGUCGCCCUCCGAGGAAGCGCGAAGGAAGGGCGAAAACCGCAGCUUCUUGACUGCGAGACACGAGCCGUUACGCGAGACUUCGCCGAGACGUAAUGAACGUCACGGAUCUCAAAAUAACGGACAUCGUAUAAGUCAAUUUGGCGGUGGCGAGUUGGACAAGUUUGAUUUCUCGGAUGCUAGCCCCUACGAACACAAACUGGUCUAUGAUGAGGCCGCGGGAUUUGGAUCCCGACCUACAUCACGGAAACGAUCAUCAACCCGAAACUAUCUUCGUGGUUCCUCUGCACAUAGCCUAUAUCAUUACAGCAGAACAGCCAGCUCAGGAUUCACCCGAAAGCCGUCUGCCUGGGUCCGACAAGAUUUCUUUGAUGAUAUACGACCAGCCUCUCGACCUGGUAACAAGGAGAACAUGCCCCCUGAUGUCAAGCGAGUGCCCAAAGCCCCAGGCAUGGACCCAACACCUAAGCGGCGCCGAACGAUUAUGCGAAAGAACAGUGCCGAACCCAAUUACGAGAACGGGGACUCACCCCCCAAGUAUGGUGACAGCAUGUCCCUUUUACAGAGAAGUCUCAUGCAACAGGGCGUACAGCUCGGAAACGGUGACUACCUUGCUCCACCAGGAUUUUCCCAAUCCAUGCAACGCCCGCGCACACCAACUCCAAGCCAGAUACGAACCGCUGCUGAAGUGAGUCUCAUGACGCAUAGAAAGUUCUCCGAGUCAAACUUCGACAACACGGACUAUUCCGACUCAUUCUCCCUCGAUGGCGAUGUUCCACUGGUUAAGAUCACUGGUACCAGUGAUACUUCACGAAAGGGGUCAAUCACCACCCAAGACUAUCUGAAUGAAGCCACUAAGAUCAUGGACUUGAUCCGAUCAAAAGGACGAGGUGCGGCAGGCCUGACCAGUGUCCAAGAGUCCGACGUGGAAAGCGAAGGCGACGAGCUUGAUCUGAGCUACGAAGAUGAAUCCACUCGCGAGGCAUUCUCUCGCCCACCAAGCCGCGAUGGAACGGAUCUUCGCAAAAUCAGGGAACCCAAGGAACUGAAUCCAUUGAUUUUGAGCCAUCUGAAAAAGUACCAGGAGCGAGACGAUCGGAGCUUUGAUGGUGAAAUGUCUCUCCAAGACCGACCGGAAAGUCGGAAUGACCUUGAUUCACCCAACUCGCAGAACAUCCGCAUUCAAGGACCGAGGAAGCGUAAAACCAGUGGCAUGGCUGAUGACACGGCGGAAAAUAUUGCUCAGGACUUGAUGACCAUCAAUACCCAAAUGUCCGGCUUCAGUGUCAGCUCAGUGCCAACAGGCUCUUCACAAAACUCCCAAGUGAAGGGCAUGCUGGCUUCUGAUAUUGUGUCCCACCUCAUUCCGAAUCAAGUCAACGGGUUCAAAUAUGACCGCCGCAUCAAUCAAUGGGUCAAGGAUGGAGUCGAGGAGCCCCGGCCUUCUUCCGAACCCGAGGAAGGCGAGGAUCCGUUCAGAGAUAUUCCGGACUUGAGUGUAGAUGAGCUACAAGAGAUGAUGAGAGUGCAUGGUCUCAGCUCUCCCACAAAGAGCACGACUGGUGACCAAGAAGAAGUCAGAGCCUGCAGUCCUCUGGCCGCACGCAGGUCUCCCACCAAGACAGAUGUUAGGCCGCACACGAGGGAUGGUGGCCCUUCUCUCAACGGAACUUCGAUUCUCUCCAGACAGACUCGAUUCACGUCAAGUGUUCCCAACACUGGCACUAGAGCGACAUCAUGGGAGACACAGGAGAUAGAGAGACGAAACCAACCUGGACUAAAGAGUUCAGAGAACCAGCGCCACGAGUCUGUGUCUUCGAAGGCGUCCCGCUCUCAGGGAAAACAAGCACGUGUUGCUACUGUCAAUCUAUCAUCGGCUGCUGCACAAGCCGCUUCCGAAGGGGAAAACAGUAACACGGAGCGUGAUCCAGCCUCUCAGGAUCACGUCUACCAAGGAAUUCCCCCACCCGAAGAGCCAGCUCAAUCAGAUCAUGAAACUGGCUCGGUCCGAUCUUCUGUUCCUCCAACUGGACGCCAAACUUCUGUUGCCGGACAGCCUUUCAUUCGUCGUCCCAUUUCAAGAAUUGAGGAGAGGAACGAGGACACCGUCGAUGAAAAGAGUCUCAUCCGCAGGAACGAAUCACUUUCCGUUGAUGAUACACCGGCUCGCAAUGGGGCAGAACAGUCUUUGAUGCCAAUCCAGAGCGCUGGCCCUGACACAAGUUACAGCUUCCACCUCAGUCCUCUUGCAGACUUUUCAGUUAACCAGGGUGACCGAGCUCUAAACCUUGAGAUGAGCUAUGUGGCUCAACGGACAAACCCAUCUUCUCUGCGUCAAGUACACGGCACAUUUGCAUUGGCGACCGGAGAUUUGAUCAAACAUAUCACUGAUGUCGAGCCCUAUGAGCCUUACUGGGAGCAUGUGCGUCGCCUGGUUCUACGCCAGAAGGGGUUGAUCACGCUGCAUAAGCUCAAUGAGUUCUGCCCACGGUUGGAGGAAUUGGAUGUUUCCGACAACGACAUUGGCCAAUUGAGUGGGAUCCCAUCCUCAUUGCGAACGCUCAAAAUCCCACGAAACUGCCUCUCUAACCUCACUCCCUGGAGCCAUUUGGUUAAUCUGCAAUACCUUGAUGUCUCAGGAAACGACAUCGAGACUUUGGAUGGCUUCUCAAGCUUGAUCCAUCUCCGAGAGCUGAAGGCGAAUGACAAUCAAAUCCGCAAUAUUGAUGGGAUUCUAGACCUCAAUGGCUUGCUGAGUUUGAAACUGAGCAACAACUCUGUGACCGCGGUGGAUUUUGAAGGGUCUGAGCUGACACGUCUUCGGGAUCUUGACCUAAGUCACAACUGUUUAACUUCCGUUCGCAAUGUUGACUGGCUCCCGUCACUUGCCACUCUUGAUCUCAGUGCCAACCAGAUCACUAGUCUUGAAUCUCCAGCAUCGCUCAUCAGCUUGCGCGCUCUUAAGCUGUCGGACAAUUAUCUCGAGUCUUUGGAUGUACGGGCAUUUUCAUCCGUGAGCCUUCUCUACCUUGACCAAAAUCAUCUCUCGACCGUCACCGGCCUGGAAAACUGCCACAAUCUAGAGGUUCUGUCUCUACGGGAGCAAACACCCAGAGAAAAGGAUCCCAGUUUCACGAUAGACCUUGAUCUGGGGCUCAUCAAGGAUAUCCGCAAAGUCUUCUUGUCCUCCAACAAACUUUCAUCCGAAACACUCUCCCCAUCUGCUCCUCUCUUACGCCUCCAGCUUCUUGAUUUGGCUGCGUGUACAUUGAAGAGCAUCCCAAGUGACUUUGCGAUGAGCUUUCCUAACCUGAAAGUUCUCAACUUGAACUUCAACUCUGUCGAUGACGUCGAACCCCUGGUGGGCAUGAAUUGUCUCGCCAGAUUGAUGAUAGUUGGCAAUCGUCUCGCGCGGAUGAGAAGGGUCUCUCAAAUCCUCAGUCGAUUAGGACGAACUGGAAAUGGAACUGCGUGUUCCUUGCGCAAGCUUGAUAUCCGUGGAAACCCUUUGACUAUUGGCUUUUACCCUCCAGCAGUAACUGGAAAUGGCACGAACGCGGAUAGGAAGAAGUUGAAGUCGAACGAACAUGCAAUUGUUCGUCAUCAACAAAACCACCGAGAUCUUUCCGAUGCUCUCGCAGAGCACGGAAAUGAUGACCAGAUAUCUCACUGUGCAACAAUGGGAGACAAGGCAAAACCCGACAUGGACAUCGAAAUCAACGACCCCUUCACAGUCCCACUCGCAGACCCUCUCGCCGACGGGAAAUAUCUGACUCAUCUCGACCAAGCCACACGUCUGCGUCGGAGAGUCCUUGAACUCCUCCUGUACGCAGGCACAAGCGGUUCGCUCCAUACCCUGGAUGGUCUGGAGCUCCGACCAUCGCUGGGCGAUGAGGCUUCCGAUAUGCACCAAGCGUGGGAUAGACUGGAGCAUCUUGGCGUGCUGAAGAGGAAGGCGAUAAAAAAUUAA
This is a messenger RNA of Penicillium antarcticum, 5466 nucleotides long. RefSeq lists its product as uncharacterized. The record is from RefSeq and is a predicted model, not a curated record. The transcript has 2 exons. The coding region runs from base 1 to 5466 and encodes 1821 amino acids. Gene Ontology annotation, molecular function: protein binding. NCBI's taxonomy places the organism in Eukaryota, Fungi, Ascomycota, Eurotiomycetes, Eurotiales, Aspergillaceae.